CUCAACAAUAGUUGACCUUGCAGUCCCAUUCUCAAAUAAUACUUAGUCCACAUACCAAUCAGCCCUGGAACGGGGCCUUCCUCUCAUUUUGCAGUCUUUCUUACAGUUUUGGAUGUCGGAUAUUUCGCGACAGUUACAGACUUUGACAGCAGCCUACAAAUGGUCACUAACAAACCAUCUCAGGAGGACGAGAAUAUACAUGAUGGACCAAGACACACAGCAAUUACGCGUCGAAUCCCCGAAAACCAUUGAACUAGAUGUCACGAUGGAGGAUAUGUCUGCCAAAGAUGUCAUUUCAAUUACACCGGCACCAAAACUCUCAUAUACACCCCAGUUCCCAUCAGAAAGCUCAGUCAUCUUGAGCCGUCUCAAGAAUGAUUCCCAAACAGAGGGCAACGAAAAUGUCAGAGAGAAACAUUUCGCAGACUUGAAAGACACAUUGACUAUGCCAACACCUACCAAAGCCAAAGGUCAAUCCUCACUCUCAUACUCUCUCAAUGCAGGUGUGAAACGAAAACGAGAAGAGCCGUCGGAAAAGAUUGAUCUGACUCAAAGCACUGUCCCCUUCCCGUGGAAAGUCCGCUCUCAAAUUCAACAAGCUGCUAUCGAGGCUCAGCAUACCAGAGAGGAAACCCGAUGUUCAAUGUGUGACGGUUCUGCUCAAGUUUCCCCCUUAGUCACAUGCAUCAGAUGUCUUGUAUCUUGGCACCAAAAAUGCCAUCCUCCUUUGAUGAGGGGCGAGGACAUGACUUCUGCAAGCUUCACUUGUGCGGAUUGCAUUGCGGGCAGAGAACAGACCGUCAGACUCAGGGGCAGAGUUAGCCAGCAGCGGCAGCACGAAAUCGAGCGGCUUCGACAGAAACGUCUGUCUGCUCUCCCCAAGGGUGUUGUCCCUGCAAAACCUCACCUCGUGGGGUUUGGUCCCGGCCGGGCUUCGGAUGUUUCACGAGCACAAUACUUUGAAUCGAUGCCGAAAACGGACCUCCUUAACAUUCUAUCAUUGUGCGAUCAACUGAAACCAAACCUUCUUGUUGAUGUACUUGUAUCUAUCUCAAAAAGGCAUCCUGAAAUGCCCAUAUUCGAUUCGCCAGACUGGGAUAGUCAAUUGUUAAACACCUCUCGCCCUCCUAAAACAAAGCAUGACGAGAAGCCUCGACAUGGCCAUGUCCUUGUCAACAGAACAGCAAAACCGAAGCAAAAGACUACGAAGAAGAUACUCAAACGCACUCGGGUCAUAGAAGUCAUUACAAGUGCGCCAGAGGAAGAUAAUGUCGAUAUUCUGCCGCCAACUUGGGCAAAGGCUGGCCAGGGAUUAUACUCGCAGUUACUGCCUGAUACAGAAGACAGGUCACUCCUCAUGGAUGAGAAUGACGAAGAAUCGUUCAGUCACUUUUUGGUCGAUGGAGCUGGGCGUCAGAUCAUGGAACCUGUGGGUGCUUAAUGGGGAAAAGAGCAGGCGCUUGUGUCUUUUUGGUGGUUCUCUUUCAGCUAAUUCGGGAAAAGAUUCGGAGUCAGUCUAGGCAUAGGAGUUGUUCAAGGGAAAUCUCAGCUUCAGGCCAAUCAGCCACUAUGGAAGCUCAUUCGUUAAUAAUUAUCACUAAACACAAACUCGAGGCCGAGAAAACAUGAUUCUAUUCCAGGUUUUAGCG
This is a messenger RNA of Fusarium oxysporum Fo47, 1649 nucleotides long. Its product is annotated as PHD finger domain-containing protein. The record is from RefSeq and is a predicted model, not a curated record. NCBI's taxonomy places the organism in Eukaryota, Fungi, Ascomycota, Sordariomycetes, Hypocreales, Nectriaceae. Bases 113 to 1441 code for a protein of 442 amino acids. The transcript is spliced from 2 exons.